Molecule: messenger RNA, 2000 nt
Organism: Metopolophium dirhodum (rose-grain aphid)
Lineage: Eukaryota; Metazoa; Arthropoda; Insecta; Hemiptera; Aphididae
Product: FAD-dependent oxidoreductase domain-containing protein 1-like
Exons: 9
Coding region: 402-1925 (507 amino acids)
Cellular component (GO): cytoplasm
Molecular function (GO): oxidoreductase activity
Source: RefSeq, a predicted model, not a curated record
CAGUGAAAACUAAGCAGAUAAGGAUCUAGCACACCGGCAAAUAGCUGCGUUUAAUAAGACAAUUAAAUUUAAUUAAAACGUUUUACAUUUUUAAUAUUAUCGCUGAUUAUAUAUUAUAAUUAUUAAUUAUAUAAUUGUGUAAUCAUAUAAUAUAUUUUAUACUCUUCUGAAUAACGUGCGUUUUCAUUUAUCUUAUCAUCAACAAAACAUAGUUAACACUAUACAUUUGUGUUUCAAGUGCUAAUUUAAUUUUUCUACUAGUAUUUCAACAGCAGCAAUUAGUAAUACCUCUUUAAUUAAAAUAUUUUGAAGAUAAGAAAAUGCGAUGAACCAUAUUAACACUUACAUAUGAAUUGAAUAUACGCGUUAACGCAUUUUAGUUGUGAUUUGUACGUUCAAAUAUGUAUACGCGUAAGGUCGGUCUUAUUGUUCGACAUAAUUUUAAAUCUUGCCUUUGUGUCAGACUCAAAAGCGAUUUACCCACAAAACAACCAGAUAACUAUUAUGACCCGGAUGCUAUUCAUGAGAAUCCAUUGGAGAGGUGUAAGAGGUUUAUCAAAAGGGAUAUAAAUGAGAUGUGGAAAAAAGCUAAUGACCCAUUUGAUCAGUACGAAGAUGAUAAAAUAUUCCCCAAAACGGUUGACAUUUUAAUUGUUGGUGGAGGUGUAAUUGGUUCAUCCAUUGCUUAUUGGCUCCAAAAUAAAUGCAGAGAUGGAUUAACAAUUGCUGUUGUUGAAAAAGAUUUAUCGGUAAACAAAUCAGUUAUGUCUACUCAGGAGUAUGCAAAAGCAUCUUCAGUACUUUCUUGCGGAGGAAUUCGUCAACAGUUUUCACUUAAAGAAAACAUUGAAUUAUCCCAAUUCAGUGCUGAAUUUCUUCGAGAUAUCAAAAAUUACUUGACUAUUCCAGAACAGCAACCACCAGAAAUAAAUUUUAACCCAUCUGGCUAUUUAUUUUUAGCUACAGAAAAUGGUGUGGAUACAAUGUUAAAAAAUCAUCAACUACAAAAGGAAUUAAAUGCUAAUGUCGAGCUUUUAUCAAAAGAUAUGAUGAAAACUAAAUUUCCUUGGUUAAAUGUAGAUGAUAUUGAAUUAGGAAGUCUUGGAACUUUAAAUUCAGGAUGGUUUGAUCCUUGGUCCUUGUUGGAUGCAUUAAGAAAUAAAGCUAAAUCACUUGGGACAUAUUAUGUUGAAGGUGAAGUAGAAGAUUUUGGUUUUAAAGUAGAUACAAGCAUAAUGGUGGAAGAAGAUCCUAAUAAAGAAUAUGAAGGGAUUAAUAGCGUAAAAGUAAAAUUAAAAGAUGGUGAAACACAACAAAUGGUAUUUGGUGUAUGUAUAGUAGCAGCUGGUGCCGAAUCAGGAAAUAUUGCUCGAAUGGCUAAAGUUGGAAAUGGAAAAGGAUUUUUAUCUACACCUUUACCUAUUGAACCUCGUAAACGUUUUGUGUAUUAUUACCACGCACCUAAGGGUCCUUCAAUGUCGCCAAUGGUAAUUGAUCCAUCUGGAACUUAUUUCAGGCCUGACAGUUUUGACAACCAUUAUAUAUGUGGUAAAUCACCCUGUGAUACAGAAGAACCAGAAACAGUCAAUUUAGAUGUAGAUCAUGAUUUUUUUGAAAAGGAAAUUUGGGCAACACUUGCACACAGAGUACCUGCAUUUGAAGAAGCAAAAGUGAAAAGUAGCUGGGCUGGAUUUUAUGAUUAUAAUUGGUAUGAUCAAAAUGCUGUUGUCGGAGCUCAUCCAAGUUAUUUCAACUUAUUUUUUGCUGCUGGUUUCAGUGGACAUGGUAUACAACAAGCACCAGCUAUUGGCCGAGCUGUUAUGGAAAUGAUUACUGAGAGUGGAUAUAACACAAUAGAUCUUUCUAGGUUAGGUUUUGGCCGUCUAAUUGCUGAACAACCAUUAUACGAAAAAAACAUUGUCUAACUGCUUAAAAAAUAAAUUCUAGUAUACUAAUGAUUUGAUUUUUUACUAUUAAAUAGAUCAUUGUUCAGAGAAUAA